Molecule: messenger RNA, 1519 nt
Organism: Phragmites australis (common reed)
Lineage: Eukaryota; Viridiplantae; Streptophyta; Magnoliopsida; Poales; Poaceae
Exons: 9
Coding region: 98-1351 (417 amino acids)
Source: RefSeq, a predicted model, not a curated record
CAGUCCCCCACCGCGCAGUCCUAGCGCGCCCGCAGUUACCCGGUGACGAACGACGAGCUCCCCCUCUACGCGGCCCCAAAUCGACGCUCGCCGCCGCAUGAUCCGCGCACCUCGCCUCCUCCCCGAGCACUUGACAUCGCCAAUCCACCGCCGCGUCCCCCUCCUUCCGUACCCGCCUCGCUUCCGACGCUGCUCCCGCGCGCUGCCCGCCGCCUCUCUCGCCGCACAAACCCUAUCCCCGACCCGCCGCCUCGCGUCGUCCGGCCUUGCCCCGUUCGGCCUGCUGAUGGAUCCGGCCGUGCCCGCCCCCGUCCCCACCCCCGCCCUCGCACCCGUCGCCGACGCCCACGCCGAGACCAACGGCGAGAGCGUCGGAUACGAGGACGCCGCGGAAUUCGAGGACGCGGAAGUCGGGGGCGAGGUCGCGGGAGCCGGGAUGACGCCGGCGGCGGGGGACGAGGAGGAGAGGAGGGAGCUGCCCGAGGAGCUCGCCAAGGGGGUAGUGUGCCUCGAGUGCGAGACGUCGACCGAGGCGGCCGCGGCGGGGGUCGGCGGGACCUGCCGCGUCUACGUCGUCGGCACCGCCCACGUGUCGCAGGAAUCAUGUGAUCAAGUGAAAGCUGUCAUAAACUACCUGAAACCUCAGGCUGUUUUCUUGGAGCUCUGUGCCAGCAGGGUUUCAAUUUUGACACCACAAAACCUUCAGGUUCCUACUAUGAAUGAAAUGAUUGACAUGUGGAAGAAGAAGAAGAUGAACACUUUUGGGAUUAUUUACAGCUGGUUUCUUGCAAAGGUUGCCAGCCAACUUGAGGUGUUACCUGGAGCUGAGUUUCGGGUGGCAUUCGAGGAAGCAAUGAGUUAUGGUGGCAAAGUUAUCCUUGGAGAUCGCCCUGUCCAGAUCACUUUAAGGAGGACCUGGGGAAAGAUGUCACUGUGGCACAGGGCAAAAUUUUUGUACUACAUUGUUUUCCAGUCCAUAUUUUUACCAAGCCCGGAGGAACUUAAUAAGAUGUUGAAGGACAUGGACGAUGUUGACAUGCUAACACUUGUUAUUCAAGAGAUGAGUAAGGCAUUUCCUAGUUUGAUGGAGACACUUUUACAUGAACGUGAUAUGUAUAUGUCUUCAAAAUUAUUGAAGGUGGCGAGGGAACAUUCUUCUGUAGUUGCGGUUGUAGGAAAGGGGCAUGUUUCUGGAAUAAAAAAACAUUGGCAACAGCCAAUUCAGGUAAGAAGUUUACUGGAAUUACCAGCAGCUAAUCAAGGUGCUUCGAAGCUGAAAAUUUUGGCAUCCAUUGGAGCAUUGAGUGGUGUAAUAAUAGCAUCCGGAGUGUAUCUAUGGUGUAAAAAAUGACAAUGUGCGCAGCGAGGUUUUGUUCUGUUCAGCGUGUCUUAGUCUCAUAAGGAGGUAUUUAGUUUACUUGUAAUUUCUUUAUUUUUUACAUAGAUGUAAUUUUGAAAAUUAAAGUUAAACAAAUGAAAUAACAGAACUAGAUACCGAAAUGUGGCUCUUUGCACAGCA